Messenger RNA from Lycium barbarum (goji berry), 1932 nucleotides. RefSeq lists its product as uncharacterized. Bases 1 to 1932 code for a protein of 643 amino acids. The transcript is spliced from 5 exons. The record is from RefSeq and is a predicted model, not a curated record. NCBI's taxonomy places the organism in Eukaryota, Viridiplantae, Streptophyta, Magnoliopsida, Solanales, Solanaceae.
AUGGCAUCAAAUGUACAUGAAAACGAGGUUUUCAAGGAUUUUCCAGAUUGGGAAGAUUAUGUGAGAGCCUUGCGGAAGAGUAUUGUGCAAAGCUUCCUUGAUCAAUUUGAUGCACUGUUGAAUAAGGCAGACCUCAUCGAGGAGCAAUCCAUGAGUUGUUUGUUAGCUGGAUUGAAACCAGACAUAGCUGUUCGAGAGAAAUUUUUAGGUGCUAGAACCUUGAUGAAAGCAUAUGGUCAAGCCAAACUCAUUGACAAAGAGCUAAACUUACUAGAGACUAACAACACCAACCUGAUAGCCAAUUUUCUUAGUAACAAAUCCAACUACCCUAGAAACAACUACUAUCCCAAAAAAAAUUAUCCUCCUAUAUUACCCAAUCCAAAUUCUGCUACUAGUCAACCUUAUAAAUCUAACACAACUAAAAUUUUUCCUGCCAAACCAUUCUCUAAACCAACCAGAAUUUUGAGUAGUACUGAGAUGGAUGAGAGGAGAUCUAAGGGCUUAUGCUAUUGGUGUGAGGAGAAAUAUGUGCCAGGCCAUAACUGUAGAAAAGGGAAACAAUUAUAUCUGUUUGAAGUAGAAGAGGGAGAUGAUCAUAAUGAGGAAGUAUAUCAUGAGGUGGAGGAGGAACUAAGAAUUGAGGAAGAAGGAAGAAGCACUUAUAAUUUUAUUGAUUAUGAAGCAGCUAAGAGGUUAGGUUGCCCCUUGAAAACCGUUCCUGCUAUUCCUAUAGCUAUAGCUAAUGGUAGCAAGGUUAUGAGUUCAUAUAUAUCUGGUGGAUUCAGCUGGAAGAUGCAAUCAGUAGAAUUUUCCUCGGAUAUGUUAAUAUUAGCAUUAGGAGGAUAUGAUGUAGUACUAAUAAUACAAUGCAACUUAAAAUGGAAUUCAUGGUGGGAAAAUCAGAAGGUUUCUUUGAUAGGAAGUCAACCAACUGAGACUCAACUAGUUGACAAUAAGCAAAUUAAGAAGUUAAUGCAGAAACCUGCUCAAUUAGCUAUGAUGGCCAUUACAAUGGUCACAAUCAAGCAUGAGAAGGCACAUGAGUUGAAUUCACAAGAGGUGAGUAUUCCUAGACUUGUACAACAUGUCAUUGAUAGAUAUUCCUCUAUAUUUGAAGCUCCCACAUCCUUACCAUCUCAUAGAGUGCAUGAUCACAAGAUAGUAUUAAAGGAAGGGGUGUCCCCUGUUAAUGUGAUACCUUACAGAUAUCCAACUAUACAGAAGGAUGAAAUUGAGAAGCAAGUGCAGGAAAUGUUAGAUUCUGGUGUUAUAAGACCAAGUGUCAGUCCCUUUUCAUCUCCUAUACUGAUGGUAAAAAAGGAGGAUGACUCUUGGAGGAUGUGUAUUGAUUAUAGAGAAUUGAACAAACAUACUGUUAAAGACAAAUUCCCCAUACCAGUUAUUGAGGAACUACUAGAUGAAUUGGGAGGAGCUCAGUUUUUUACCAAAUUGGACUUAAGAUCUGGUUACCACCAGAUCAGGAUGUUGGAUCACUUAGAACAUUUAGAAGUGACUUUCAAGAUACUGCAGCAUCACAGUUUAUUUGUCAAGCUCAGCAAAUGCUCUUUUGCUCAGAAAAAGGUGGAAUAUUUGGGACACAUAAUAUCUAGAGGAGGAGUAGCUGCCGAUCCAAAAAAGGUGCAAGGUAUGCAAGAGUGGCCCUCACCAAGAACAAUUAAAGCACUUAGGGGUUUCUUGGGUCUCUCAUGGUAUUACAGAAGGUUGAUAAAGGGGUAUGGUAUUGUUGCUCGACCUCUUACUAAUUUGCUCAAAAAAGAUGCAUUCAAAUGGUCACCAGAAGCUGAGAAGAGUUUUCAGCAAAUGAAGACAAUUCUAAUCUCUCCUCCUGUGCUGGCACUUUUGGAUUUCACUAUAGAGUUUCUUAUUGAUGCUGAUGCAUGUUCUGUAGGUGUGGGUGCUGUUAUGAUGUAA